Messenger RNA from Naegleria fowleri, 2445 nucleotides. RefSeq lists its product as uncharacterized. The record is from RefSeq and is a predicted model, not a curated record. Gene Ontology annotation, cellular component: ribonucleoside-diphosphate reductase complex. The transcript has a single exon. Gene Ontology annotation, molecular function: ATP binding; ribonucleoside-diphosphate reductase activity, thioredoxin disulfide as acceptor. Gene Ontology annotation, biological process: DNA replication; deoxyribonucleotide biosynthetic process. The coding region runs from base 1 to 2445 and encodes 814 amino acids. NCBI's taxonomy places the organism in Eukaryota, Heterolobosea, Eutetramitea, Acrasida, Naegleriidae.
AUGUCAUCCGACUCUUCCAAUAUUUUGGUCGUGAAACGAAACCAAGAAAGAGAGCCCUUCUCCAAUGAGAAGAUUAGAAUUAGACUCCAGGACCACUUGAAAGGUCUUGAACACAUCAACAUGGACUCCAUUGUGGAGAAAUUGAGAUCCGAAAUCCACAAUGAUAUUACCACCGAGAAACUUGAUAACCUUUUGGCUGAAUGUAUUGCCUACAUGGCUUACAGCCAUCCUGAUUAUUUGAGACUUGCUGGACGAGUGAAGAUUUCCACUCUCCACAAGAAGACCAAGGCCGUCUUCUCUGAAGUCAUUACUGAUUUGCGAAAUUUCAUUCAUCCAAGAACUGGAUUACCUUCUCCAUUGAUUUCCGAAGAGGUUUUCAAUGUCGUGCAGCAGCACAGCGAAACUCUCAAUGCUGCCAUCAAGAUGGAACGAGAUUAUCAAUUCGAUUACUUUGGCUUUAAGACUCUUGAAAGAAGCUACUUGCUCAAACUCGGAGAUGUUAUUGCCGAACGACCUCAACACAUGUUCAUGCGUGUGAGUUUGGGCAUUCAUGGUUCCGAUAUUGAGAAGGCUAUUGAAACCUACGAAUUACUUAGCACUGGUAUGUUCAUCCACGCCUCUCCUACUCUCUUCAAUGCUGGUACUCCCACUCCUCAAAUGAGUUCUUGCUUCUUAGUGGCCAUGAAAGACGAUUCCAUUUCAGGUAUUUACGAUACACUCAAGACGUGUGCCUUGAUAUCCAAGAGUGCUGGUGGUAUCGGCUUGUCCGUUCAUAACAUUCGUGCCUCUGGAUCCUACAUUCGAGGAACCAACGGAACCUCCAAUGGACUCAUUCCCAUGCUUCGUGUAUUCAACGACACUGCCCGUUACGUGGAUCAAGAUGGUGGUAAACGAAAAGGAGCCUUUGCCGUUUAUUUGGAGCCUUGGCAUUCCGAUAUUUUUGAUUUUUUAGAUUUGAGAAAGAAUACUGGAAAGGAGGAAAUUCGAGCUCGAGAUUUGUUUUUGGGUUUGUGGGUGAAUGAUUUGUUUAUGGAGAGAGUGAAGGAGGAUUCUCAUUGGUCACUCUUUUGUCCUAAUGAAGCUCCUGGACUUGCUGAUGUGUGGGGUGAAGAGUUUAAUGAAUUGUAUUUGCGUUAUGAGAAGGAGGGUCGUGCACGCCGUGUCGUUCGUGCUCAAGAGCUUUGGUUUGCAAUUAUUGAGGCACAAAUUGAGACUGGUGUUCCUUACAUGCUUUAUAAGGAUGCAUGUAAUAGAAAAUCAAAUCAACAAAAUCUUGGAACGAUCAAAUCCUCCAACUUGUGUACUGAAAUUAUUGAAUACACAGCUCCAGAUGAAGUAGCUGUGUGUAACUUGGCAAGUAUUGCACUUCCAAAGUAUGUCAAUGAGACGACACGUACCUACGAUCAUGAACAAUUGUUUGAAAUUGUCAAAAUUGCCACCAAGAAUUUGAACAAGAUCAUUGACAAGAAUUAUUAUCCAGUUGAGGAAGCUAGAAAGAGUAAUAUGAGACAUCGUCCCAUUGGUUUGGGUGUUCAGGGAUUGGCCGAUGCCUUUAUCAAGAUGCAUCUUCCCUUCGAGAGUGAAGAAGCCAAGAUUUUGAAUCGAGAAAUUUUCGAAACAAUAUAUUUUGCUGCAUUGACAGCCAGUUGUGAAGUUGCCAAGACAGAAGGACCUUAUGAGACCUAUCAAGGAAGUCCAAUGAGUAGAGGAAUUUUCCAACAUGAAUUUUGGACCAUGAAAGGUGAACCUUUUGAAGGAAAGAUCAUCACGAGUGGAAGAUGGGAUUGGGAAGGUUUGAGACAAGAAAUUCUCAAAUAUGGAGUUCGUAAUAGUUUACUUGUUGCUCCAAUGCCAACUGCAUCCACCAGUCAAAUUUUGGGUAAUAAUGAAUGUUUUGAGCCAUACACUUCGAAUGUGUAUACGAGACGUGUCUUGAGUGGUGAAUAUCCAGUCAUUAACAGACAUUUAGUAUCUGACUUGAUUCGUUUGGGAAUGUGGAAUUCAAAUAUUGUGAAUCAAAUUAUUGCCAACAGAGGUUCUAUUCAAAACAUUGCUGGAAUUCCAGAUGAUAUUAAGGAAUUGUACAAGACUGUUUGGGAAAUCAAACAAAAGAGUUUGUUGGAUCUUGCCAUUGAGAGAGCUCCAUUCAUUGAUCAAUCUCAAUCACUCAAUGUCUUUAUUGCCACUCCAUCCAUCUCCAAAAUGUCUUCCAUGCACUUUUAUGCUUGGAGUAAGGGAUUGAAGACUGGAAUGUAUUAUUUGAGAACACAACCAGCUGCCGAUGCCAUUCAAUUCACUGUCGAUCCAGUCAUGAUGAAGCAAGGCAAUGUGACGACUGAUGAAAAGCCAGCAGCAAAUGAGGAACAAGUGAUUGUUUGCCGAAGAAAGAGAAGUGGACAACCUUCCAAUGGUGAUGAAGAAGAAUGUUUAGUGUGUGGUGCUUAG